AUUUUUCUUAGUAUAUUUAUAUAUAUAUCUCAAUAUUUAUAAUUGUAUAUUUGUCAGUUAUUUAUUCUACUCAUCGAAGGAUGGAGUUAUCGGAAAAGGUAAUCGAGUGUGUUCCUAAUUUUUCAGAGGGCUGUGAUUCUGCGAUAAUCGACAGUAUAGCCAAUGCUAUCUCACAAACAAAGGGUUGUGUUUUGGUCGACGUGGAUGCCAGUUCUUCGACAAAUAGAACGGUGUACACAUUCUUUGGUACUCCUGAAAGUGUAGUGGAAGGAGCGUUGAAUGGAGCUCUAGAAGCCAGUAAACAUAUUGAUAUGAAAAAUCAUACUGGGACCCACCCUCGUCUUGGUGCCUUGGAUGUUUGUCCUUUUAUCCCAAUCAAAGGUGUCACAAUGGAUGAUUGUGUAAAGUGUGCUCAGAACUUUUCUGAACAGCUUGUUAAGGAACUUGAUGUGCCAGUAUAUCUUUAUGGGCAUGCUUCUAAAAAGGAGUAUCGCAAUACAGUACCACAAAUUCGAAGUGGUCAAUAUGAAAACCUGCCUGAAAAGCUUAAAGAUGAAAAAUGGAAGCCAGAUUAUGGUCCAACAAAAUUUGUUCCUUUCUGGGGUGCAUCAAUAGUUGGAGCUCGAGAUUUUCUCAUUGCGUAUAAUGUGAACAUAAUGGCAACUAAAGAACAAGCACAUAGAAUUGCUUUGAAUAUACGAACCACUGGACGUGGUCCUACACAGCCUGGUUUACUGGACAAGAUCCAAGCAGUUGGUUGGCAAGAGGAAAAAGCUAACGUCUCGCAGAUUUCUGUUAACGUUUUAGACUACAACGUUACAGCAGUCCAUGUCGUAUUUGAAACAUGCGUGGAAGAAGCAAAAAAAUUAAAAUUAGCCAUCGCUGGCUCCCAAGUGGUUGGUUUAGUACCACUGAAAGUGAUGUUGGACGCAGCGGAUUACUACAUGGCCAAAGAAGAUCUGUUUAUUGUGAAUGAAGAUCAAAAGCUUAGAUUGGUAAUUGACCGUCUUGGUUUGAAUUCACUUGGACAGUUUAAUCCACAAGAAAAAAUUAUAGAGUAUGUAGUUGGUAGCAACAAGAAUGGUCCAUUAGCCUCGAUGCCAUUAUGUGACUUUGUCCACUCUUUGGGAAGUCGUACUCCAUCUCCUGGUGGAGGGUCUGGUUCAGCUGCUGUAGCUGCUAUAGGAGCCGCACUUAGUACUAUGGUUGGCUGGAUGUCGUUUGGUAAGAAAAAAUUUGAAGGUCUUGACUCUGCAAUGAGGACGUUAAUUCCCCCUAUCUACCAAGUGAUGGUUGAUUUAAUGCCUUUGGUUGAUGCGGAUGCGAAGGCUUUCAACAUGUACAUGGACGCGUUGAAACUUCCAAAAAAUACUCCCGAAGAAAAAGAAAGGCACACUGAGGCAUUACAAGCAGGAUUAACAGCUUCAAUUAAUACUCCUUUAAAACUAAUUGAAACAGUUUCGCGUGUUUGGGAACCUCUUACAGAGCUGGCAAAAUUAGGCAACAUUCAAACUAAAUCCGACAUUCAGGUUGGUGUGCGUUGUCUGGAAACUGGUGUGUGGGGAGCUUACUACAAUAUAUUAAUUAACUUGCCUGAUGUUAAAGAUGAAGCGUACAAAGAACAGGUGAAAACUACCUCUGAAGAAGGCUUGAAUAUGGCAAAAGCGAAGACUGAAGAAAUCUCACAUAUCUUAGAAAAUAGAGAGAAAUAGAGUAAAUUUUUGGUCUAGUGUUGUAACUGUGUUUAAUUAUAUCAUAAAGACUAUAGAAUUAGAUAAAUAAGUCAUUAUUUAAUGAAGGAAAUAACAUGUGGAAAUCAGUGAAUUAACUACUAUAGUCUACAAAGCAACAAUUGGAAUUUCUUGUGAAUAGUUUGCUAUAUAUAAUUGUUUUCGAAAGAAAGAUUAUACAUCACAGAGAACCGUGCAUAGGCGUUUAUUUCAAC
Messenger RNA from Dendronephthya gigantea, 1945 nucleotides. Its product is annotated as formimidoyltransferase-cyclodeaminase-like. The record is from RefSeq and is a predicted model, not a curated record. Gene Ontology annotation, molecular function: transferase activity; folic acid binding. Bases 81 to 1712 code for a protein of 543 amino acids. The transcript is spliced from 13 exons. NCBI's taxonomy places the organism in Eukaryota, Metazoa, Cnidaria, Anthozoa, Malacalcyonacea, Nephtheidae.